Cuscuta campestris is the source of this 1545-nucleotide messenger RNA. The record is from the annotation of a GenBank genome assembly. Lineage: Eukaryota; Viridiplantae; Streptophyta; Magnoliopsida; Solanales; Convolvulaceae.
GACCCUCCCCCGUCUGUCAACGGGCCGUUGAAAGUUAAACGCCGUUACGACCGUCCCUCCGUUUAGUACCCCCCUUUCGUUCUUUCAAAACCUUCCCUUUCCGAUGGCGCUCGAGGGCUUGAGCUUGGCUCAGACGCCGCCGGUCGACGCUGACACGGAGGCGCCUGGCGGCGGGCGCCAUGUCGCCGUCAACGGAGGCGGCGAUGAUGGUGCCAAGACGCCGCGGCUUCCCCGGUGGACGAGGCAGGAGAUCCUGGUGCUCAUACAGGGGAAGAGAGUCGUGGAGAGCCGGGUCAGGAGGGGCCGGACGGCCGGGCUGGAAUUCGGGUCGGCUCAGGUUGAGCCGAAGUGGGCGGCGGUUUCGUCGUAUUGCUUGAGGCAUGGGGUGAACCGGGGGCCGGUUCAGUGCCGGAAGAGGUGGAGUAAUCUCGCCGGCGACUUUAAGAAGAUCAGGGAGUGGGAGGCCCAGACGAAGGAUGAAACGGAGUCGUUUUGGGUGAUGAGGAACGAUUUGAGGAGGGAGAGGAAGCUUCCAGGGUUCUUCGACAGGGAGGUUUAUGACAUCCUCGACGGCGGCGACUGCGAGGAGCUGACUGCGAGAUUGGCUCUGGCUCUGGGCCCAUCCGUGAAGGCCGGUGCCGAAGAUCCGGAGGCGGAAACUUUGUUCGACAGCGGGAGAAGCGCGGCGGCCGAGGAUGGGCUGUUUUCCGAUUUUGAGCCGUCUGGACAGGAGGAGACUGGAUUUGCCAGUCCCGGUAAGGAAUUGUUGCCGGAGAAGGAUCCAAAGCCCACCGCUAUUCCUGCGCCUAUUCCAAUUUCAGAGCAACAAUAUGAGCCCUUUUCUCAGCACACUCCUGCUAAAGUCCAUAGCUGAAUUGCUACUGGGAAAUGCCAAGAGCAAUGAUUGAUUGUUUGGUAAGGGUAAAAAUGUGAAAUUUGAUCGAAACAGUUGAAGUUUCUUGGUGAGCUUAAUUUGCUUAAAUUGUGUGGAAAUGGCUGAAUGAGUUGGAUUGUCUAAAAAUGUUUGGUGACCAAAAAUGGGUUGAUGAGCUGGUUAUCUAAAAAUGUAUAAAUUGCAACUUAGCCACCACUUGUUUUCAGUUAUAAUUUGAUUUGACCAACACAGUCAUAUAAGAUAGUACUCCAUUUGAUAGAAAUCUGGCCAUUAAGCUGAUUAGAGAAAAUCAGUGCUACCAAAUAGGAUCCUAAGUUGUUUUCCAUAUGUUGUCUGCAAGAAUUUUAACUCCCAAAUGAUAUCUAAUUAUCUGUUCUGUUUGUUUAUUUCUUUCUCACUUUUAUACGUCUUCAAAAUUCGACCAAGUAUGCAUUGUAGUUUGUCUAGGUUGUGAGAUUGUAUCUGCGAUAUCAGUGCAAACCUAUUGGUAGUUGGCUGGAUCUGUGAAUCAAGAGGCAGUUAAAAUAAUUCGUGAGUCGAAUUUUAAAAUUUACAUGUCAUGUUAUUUAAAAGCUUGUAGACUAAGGGUCGAUUUGGAAGUUGGGUUUUUGAAGGCUAUGUAUAUCAUGAAAUAAAUAUACUCAUGGUUU